AGGAGACAAGACUGAAGUAGAGAAGACUGAAAUGCACGAAGACACCGUUCACUGCUCGGUCAUUUGUAACAUAAUGUUCCCCGUUCAGUAGCCAUUAGCGGGUUUUUGUUCUGAGCAUGAAGAAAAAUAAAGCGGAGUCGCACGUAUUGCCAAAUAAGUGCGCAGAGUAAAUAAUGAGAUUUUAGACGUUCAAUAACCUUUCCCCCUGUCAUUAAAGGUUAGUUCAAGGUUAACGGAAAUUUUUAAUUUGUAACUUUUUCUGCGCUGUUCUGUCGCUCUUACUUGUGAAGAUGAAUGUGAUUACCCGAGGACUGUGUACUACAGUCGAAAACGUGGAAACGGAGACAGGAACGACGGACAGUUGCCGGAGGCUCAGACUCACCCUUCACGACCGUGACCGCACCCGUGACCGGCCCGUUCGGACCGCAGAGCAGCCCAGAGUCAAGCCAAGAGGCCGCGCUGUAGCAUUGGUGAAGCCGCCCAGUGAGAGACAGCCUCUGAAGCCAGAGCCAAUCAAACCAACCGAAGAGAAGGUUGAGGUCAUAAAGGUGUACCUGAAGGGACGCAAACAGGAAGAGGCCCAGCAGCAGAGUCUCAGGAUGCUGUCGGACGAGGUUUCUCAGAUACAGGAGGUGAGGUACUGCCUGAAAACCCUCAGAGAACAAAUGGCAGCCAGAAAUAACAACAGCAAGGUUGAGCACAAGUUUCCGGCCAACGGCUUCAGAGUCCCCUCGCCCAGCAGCCAACCAGCCGCUCCCGGUCACAACGAGGAAGAGGACGAGCAGGACUGGGAGGAUGAGAAUGACAGCUCCAGGCUAAGGGAGGUGAGCAAGCGCCUGUACUCCCGGCUGCAGGAGGCGGAGCAGAGACACCGGGCAGAGAGAGAGAGGCUGCAGGGCCAGUGCGGGCAGUACCAGCAGCAGCUGAGCGAGCAGACGGAGAGCCUGCAGGCGGCGCAGCAGAAGGCGCAGGCGCAGGACGAGCGCGUGCGCGAGCUGCAGCGGCUGCUGACGGGCAUGGAGCGCGAGAGCGCCGACCUGCGGGCCAAGGCGGACGAGCGCGAGGCGGAGCUGGAGCGGCGGCGCUCGCUCAGCGACGUCAGCGGCGACCAGAGGGUGGAGGAGCUGGAGAAAGAGCAGGCCAUUCUGAAGGAGAAGAUCCAUCACCUGGACGACAUGCUGAAGAGCCAGCAAAGGAAGGUCCGACACAUGAUUGAGCAGCUGCAGAACUCGCGCACUGUGAUCCAGGAGAGAGACAGAGUGAUCCAGGACCUGCAGGAGAAGGUGGCCUACCUGGAGGCUGAGAACCGAGAGCUUCGUGAUCGGAUGGAUUUCUACCUGGGAGGACAGAACCCGAGCUCUCCAGCUCAGUCCAGCUCAGACCACAGAGGCCAGAUCGUCUACAGUAAGCCCCUCACACCCAACGGACACGCCAACAAGUCCCUGCCCUUCAUCAAAGUCAUCGAGAUCAAGUCGUGAGACGGAGCCAGGGCGGGGACCAAUGAGGAAGGAGGAAGCCGGUCGACACACAGCGACACGCCAGACGCACUAACACAGCCUUACUGUAGCGCCCCCUGCUGUCCACAGAGGAUAUGAAUCGAUUAACACUGACUGCCCUCUGUACAUACCAGGGGCAAUGUGACAUAUUUAUAGCCAUAGAUUUACACAUGUAAGCAUAUAGAUGAAGGGAGUUGUCUGUGGGAAGUGGGACAACCUCGUGUGGGACAGGGUUGAGGUUAGCACCGAGCUGACGCAACGCACGCGCCUACAUUUUCGCGUGACUUAAGCAACGGCAAACUCGCUCUCCGCUGGUAAGCAGGGCCUGAUGACCUCGGCGAAAAGUAUGAACGGGAGGGUAACAUCGGAGACACAUAAGGAUGACCUUACCUUCCAUGGAGAGAGGAGCUGAGGCUUUGCCAGACAGAAAGAGCUCAUCCUAAAAUGCUAACAUACCAAGCUGUAAUAAUGGUUAAUCGACUAAAGCUUUCCUCCACAUUUUUAUUUAUUUAUUUAUGUUUUUCCUACAAUUUAUAUAUAUAUUAUUUCUUCAUAUACAUUUAAUUAAAAAAAGUAUUUUAGUUUAAAACUAACGGCGCAUCUAACAGCUUGACAGUACUGCCAUGCAGAACACGACUGCAAUUAAUGCAGUUUUUGCGGACAUUAUGACAUCACAACCGAGAGAAAAUGUGUACCCUGCACGCUGUUACAACAGUGUUGACAUAACAAGUAGGGACUACAGAACUGAACCAUAUGUUUGAGACUAGUUUAGUAGGCCUAGGCUACUGAACCUGAGCAGGAUAUAUACAAGUAGAUUACCGAAGAAAAAAGAACGUGUAAUGAACGGGUCUAGUAAAAAGGUAACAAAUCUUUUGCGAGAUUUAAAAACAAUUCGGAGUGAGCAGUCUGCGGGAUGCACUGCAAAUGAAAUAAACACCGAGGCAAUUAUCUGGCGUCUGGUGAAUGGGAUUAAAUUACUCGGGACGGGAAACCAGAUCAGCGAUUUGGAGUUUAGGACACGAACAAGGAAAGGAGUUCUGUCUUAUUUAUAUUGGGUAAUUUUAUUUAUUAUUAUUAUUUUAUUUUUGUAAAAAAAAAAUUCAAAUAUAGCCAGUCUCCGCUGUCUUCCUGUUGUUCUGAGAGAAAUGGGCACUGCGAAGAACACAGUUCUCCGAAGCACAAACGGUACAGAGUGCUUCGAUGCACAAACAAUCCAGAUUCUAUUGUUUUGUCUUAUGGACCCAUUCUACAGUAACUACUGUUGAACACACCCUUGGAUUUGCCCAGUCUCUUCCCAUCCAUGUUUUGACGUUGCCGUUGGAGACGGCCAACACCGAGUUCUUCAGGCAGGAGGAAAUUGUAAACGCUUACAUUCUUAUAUCUCUUCGUGUUGUGGUUUAAGCAAAAUACAUUUACCACCCUGUUCCUAGAAACGAUAUGCACUGUUCGACUUAACAGAAUAGAAUGGUCUGUCCAUCUAUUAGCGAAAAAUAAACUUUACCGAUUGUUCACUUAGCAGAUAUAACGAUGUUCCGUGUUGAUGGUGACGACAUUUUCUCAAUGACAGCUGAUAGCCUUGGUUUAAUAUCGUACAAGAAUCUUAUGAAGCGUGCGAUUCAAAUGCACUCUUCUGCUAUCUUGUGUGUUAUUAACCUUACGUUUUGAUUGCUUAUUUUGCUGUAUUAUUCUGUGUGAGAAAUGUACUCCAUUGUAGCCAACGGCCUGUGUUUCGUUGGAAAAAAGGACGCCUUUCUGUGUUAAUUCGAUGUGACAAUUGUAGAUACUUUGUAUUCACUGGGUGUGCGCGAGCAUGUCUUUCUCAUGUUGGAUUUGUUAUUAAAAUAAAGCUUAUUUAAACGUAGCCUAUG
This is a messenger RNA of Anguilla anguilla (European eel), 3364 nucleotides long. RefSeq names its product tuftelin-like. Bases 291 to 1478 code for a protein of 395 amino acids. Gene Ontology annotation, biological process: intracellular signal transduction. Gene Ontology annotation, cellular component: intracellular anatomical structure. The transcript is spliced from 12 exons. Lineage: Eukaryota; Metazoa; Chordata; Actinopteri; Anguilliformes; Anguillidae. The record is from RefSeq and is a predicted model, not a curated record.